AUGGAUUCGGACGACUCUAUCUUGCACUUCACCGGCAGUAGCGACCCUAUUGGCGGCUCUGACGACUUGUCCUCACAGUUGUUCUUUCAAAGUCACACUUCAUCAACGAGAUACUCCUCGCCUUAUCACUACCGCGAAGAAGACCUUCAAGAACCGGUGUUCCGUUCAGAACAUGUGCGGUAUCAGACACCUCCCCCUCAACGCUCCGGCUACAGCCAGAUCCCUCCCCGUCCACUUGGGGCUGCGCAACAGCUCUCUCAUUUGCAACACCGCUAUCAGGUGCUGCGAAAGCAAUUCGACAUCCUUCAGGCGGAGCAUCAGCGAAUGGAAGUCGAGUUGGAUACCACCAAGACAAACUACACGGGUCUGCUAGACGCGCUUCGGGCGGGCGGCGUGGUCACGGCCGGGGGUGGCGCUGGGUCACGGCCAGUUACUCGGCCUCCACUCAAGGACAGCGACUUUCCUGAAGUCACGACAUGGUACCCCCACCAGUGGCACAAGAUCCGCAAGACUCUCUCCACCGUCACGGACCCCCUUGCCGACCUUGCUGUCGACGCCACCAGCCCGAGUCAAGGUGACUCCGUCAAGUCAAAACGAGGCGGUGCACGCGCUGCGAAGGGAAUCAACGUCACAAUGAGGUUCGUGCAAGAUAGUGACGGCGAGGUUGUCGAUGGGUAUCGGGCAAAGGCCAUGCGCAACCGCGCUCGUGCAAUCUGGUCGCGCUUUCGCGAAGGCGGUCGCACUAUGCCUGCCACAUGGGGUGGAGCCCGUGCCACUGUCAGGACCGACUACGCCAAUGAGAUGGAAGAGGCGUUCCCGGAGCUCCGAUACGGGGCUGACCAGUGGAAAGCACACGCAAUCGCGACUCUCACAUAUCCCAACUGGCACAAGCGCGGCGAUGUCGAUUCAGAUGACGAAGAUUCCGACGAUGAGCAAGAGACGACCGCCUCGCGCAAACGACGUGCCCCUCAGCCGAAGCCCGCACGUCCCUCCAAGAUUAGUCGCAAGAAGCCGUCGACUCCCCCAUCCGGAACAGAUGCGCAGACCAUAGAUCUUACUCGGACGCCUGCCCCGGCUCCCAGAUCUCCCCUCAUCAUUGAGAGUGCACUUGGAGCCAAUCUAUUUGAACGCUGUAUACGUAUGAGCACACCACCGUCGCCUAAUGUACCAGCCUCCACGUCCAUCCCUGAUGCCCUCUUCGGUGGCUCGUCCAGCAUGCCAGGCGUCGCGGGGGCUGCUUCUGGACUGCACGGAUCGUCUUCAUAUACGCCACCUACUGACCCAUCAGCCAUGCAAGCACCUUCCACGGCCGAGCCUGACACGUCCGAACCGGCAUCCGUGCCGCAGGCAACACCCCCACCAACCUCGGUGCCCAGCGUUGCUGAAGGACACCAGUCCAUCACAGAGUCGGCUAGCAACGAGCCCCCUACGUCGCCGCCAUCGCUCUUGGGUUCCAUGCCUCCGCUUUUCAACUUUGCGGCGUCCGCACCCAUCGCUCCACAGGGUGGCGCAUCGGGGCACCUCCCUCCUACGUUUGGCACGUUGCACCCCUCACUACAGUCCCUUUCCACGGCGGCGCAAAUCGCAAUGGAUGGUUCUCAGCCACUUGACAGCUCGGUGACGACUUCGAAGGCUAUAACCUCACCGGCCUCUGGGGCCGUCAUUUCGAAGAAGAAAGUGAAGAUGUCCGCCCUCUCGUCAUUGAUGACCAUCUCGUCACUGCCCG
Epithele typhae is the source of this 1726-nucleotide messenger RNA. RefSeq lists its product as uncharacterized. The record is from RefSeq and is a predicted model, not a curated record. Lineage: Eukaryota; Fungi; Basidiomycota; Agaricomycetes; Polyporales; Epitheliaceae. The annotation marks the transcript as partial. The transcript has 6 exons.